AUGGUCCAUGAGACCGCGACGGAAGCGGCGGUGUCGGUGUCGGUGGUGGUUUCGACGGAGACGGAGACGGUCCACGCGGUGGAAACGGUCCAUCAGGUCGAGACGGUACACGUGGUGGAAUCAGUCCCGGUCACUGAGCGAGUAACGGAGCAUGUCACGAUACACAUGACGGAGACGGUUCAGCAGCAUGUGACGGAGCUCAUGACGGUGGUUGAGACGUUGCCGCCCGUCCAUGUUACGAUGCUCGUUACGAAGAUGGUGACGGAAGUGUCGAUGCACGUGGUUCCCACAACCGUUGUCGAACUGCAGACCGAGAUCAUGGUGCACACCGCCGUUCUCACCAGCAUCGUCCCCACGACGAUCGUGCACACCAUGCCUCCGGUUGUCGAGACGGUGAUGGAGCAAGUCACGGCCACUGAGACACUGAUCCACACGCAAGUCCAGCAGGUCGUGUCGACGAAGAUACAACUGUCGCAUAUCGUGCAGACGAUGUUCCAGACGGAGACGCAGGUACAGGUACACGAAACCACUGCCACGGCGACGCAGGUUGUACACAGCGUCGCAACCGAGACAGUUCAGAACGUCCUGACCGCCACCGAAACUGCAACCGCUACGGCGACGCAAGUGGUCCACAGCAUCGCGACGGAACUCAAGACCGCUACCGAAACGGUCCAGAACGUCCUGACCGCAACGGAAACCACCGUCUCGGUGGCAACGGAAGUCGUUCACAGCAUCCAGACAGAAACUAUCCAUCAAGUUGUCGAAAGCGUCCGCACCGAGACGGCGACCGCAACUGCAACUCAAACUGCAGUCCAUGUUUCCGUCCAGACUGAAGUGAUAAACAAUAUUCUCACGCAGACGCAAACCGCUGUACACGUUUCCGUCCAGACUGAAGUGGUCAAUAACAUCCUCACGCAGACGGCCACUGCCACUCAAACCGUCCACAAUAUCCUCACGGAGACGAUUAAUAAUGUCCAAACGGAGGUGCUGCAUAGUGUUUCCACUGCCACUGCCACUGCAACUGCAACUGCUACAGAGACAGUGCAUAACAUCCUCACCGAGACUGUCAACAACGUGCAGACGGAGGUGCUUGAGAGUAUUCUUACACGGACUGCCACUGCAACAGAGACAGUCCACAAUAUCCUCACCGAGACCGUCAACAACGUUCAAACUGAGAUACUCGAGAGCAUCCUCACACAGACCGCCACAGCUACUGCCACCGAGACUGUCCACGCCAUCCAAACCGAAACGGCCACUGCCACUGCCACCGAGGUGAUCCAUAGCAUCUCAACCCUCAUCUCGACCCAGCUUCUCGCUGGUACCCCCGCCCCGCCCACAUCCGCCGUACAUGUAACCUCGACCGUGACCGUCUGUACAGUCUGCACCACCACCUCAAUGGCACACACCGUGACCGUCACGCCCCCCGCCGCCGACACCUCCAUGGUCCACACCAUCACUGCGGCGCCUUCAACAUCCGCACCCCCCGCCGCCGCAACAACAACCCACACCGUAACCGUUGGCGGCACCUCAGGGCUAAUCUACACACCCUCGUCCCUUACCGCCUCUGUGGGCGAUGUAGUCCACUUUAUGUUCUACUCACAGAACCACACCGUAACGCAAUCGACCUUUGCCCUCCCCUGCGUCGCAGACUCCUCCAACGUCGGCUCCGGCUUCCAGCCCAACACGGACAACGCGCUCAUGCCGCCGCCAACAUGGGACUACACGGUUGAGACCGCCGACGCUACAUGGUGGUUCUGCGCACAGAGCACGCACUGCGGCAAGGGCAUGGUAUUUGCGAUCAAUCCGACGGCAGAGAAGACGUACGAGGCGUUCAAAAACGCUGCUGUGGCGCAGAACGGUAGUGCAGAGGCGUGGCCGAGUUACCGGCCCACCACUAUGUUGACGUUGACACGGAGUGCGAGCGAGACGAGGUCCGAGGAUCCGGCUAUGUCUACUUCGACGGAGGCAGCCACAGCUACACCGAUAAUGACAAUGACAAUGACCUCCGCUACCUCCGCCGCCGCCGCCGCAACAGAGGCGACGACAACGGUCACUUCCUCUGCCACGGCUACAACUAGCACGACCGUUACCUCUCCCCCCCCCUCCCCCGUGGCUACAACUCCGGCCGAGGAGGCUGCCCCGCCGCCGCCGCUGGCAACCGCCCUCCCGGCCGUCACAGACUCAAAACCCGUACUGGACCUGGGAGACUACCCGACCUCCCUGUUGACCAACGGGCUGGUGAUUCAUAUACCCGCGCCUACUGCCACGGCCUAA
Messenger RNA from Tricharina praecox, 2274 nucleotides. RefSeq lists its product as uncharacterized. The record is from RefSeq and is a predicted model, not a curated record. Lineage: Eukaryota; Fungi; Ascomycota; Pezizomycetes; Pezizales; Pyronemataceae. The coding region runs from base 1 to 2274 and encodes 757 amino acids. The transcript has 3 exons.